CAAAAGACUCCAUACCGCGUCAAGAACCGAGCUGCCGCCAAACGAAGCCGAGAGAAGACGAAACAAUCCGAGAUCAACCUUACUGCAAAAGAGAGACAGCUUUCACAAGACCGACUUCAUCUCUAUGCUUGUAUCACGACACUCAGAAACGAAGUGCUCUCGCUAAGGACUCAGAUUCUCGAGCACGGCGGUUGCAAUUGCGAGAUGAUUCAGGGUUACAUCACAAGGACGGCCAACGAUGUCAGUGUUGGGGGA
Molecule: messenger RNA, 255 nt
Organism: Colletotrichum acutatum
Lineage: Eukaryota; Fungi; Ascomycota; Sordariomycetes; Glomerellales; Glomerellaceae
Exons: 1
Biological process (GO): regulation of transcription by RNA polymerase II
Molecular function (GO): RNA polymerase II cis-regulatory region sequence-specific DNA binding; DNA-binding transcription factor activity, RNA polymerase II-specific
Source: RefSeq, a predicted model, not a curated record